This is a messenger RNA of Loxodonta africana (African savanna elephant), 9645 nucleotides long. RefSeq names its product DDB1 and CUL4 associated factor 16 (gene DCAF16). The transcript is spliced from 3 exons. Bases 849 to 1499 code for a protein of 216 amino acids. Gene Ontology annotation, cellular component: Cul4-RING E3 ubiquitin ligase complex. NCBI's taxonomy places the organism in Eukaryota, Metazoa, Chordata, Mammalia, Proboscidea, Elephantidae. The record is from RefSeq and is a predicted model, not a curated record.
GGGGGCGUGAGGAGCGGAGCUGCUGUGCGACCCGCGGGACGUCAGGCUGGCGGCGCUAGGCCUGGCAGGGUCCUACGGCCAGCUGGGAGGUGAGAAGGAAGACAACCUCCGUGGAGUAUGGUCAUAUGACCACAACCUCUGAGGUCCCAGCAAGAGUCCUAACAUCUAACAGCUCUGCAACCAGGACAGGCCCCCUAAAACUAAUCCCAACAAGCACAUCUGAAGUCUUAUCACUCACAGGUUAAGGCUACCUUUCCAGAUAGUCCAACAACUAAGUCACCAGAUUCCAAGGGCAUUUGGACCACUUACGAAAACCAUCGGAUCCUUGCACACCAGGUGCCCUUGACAACUCAUCUGCCAUCCCCCUGCACAAAAGUUGCCGCACCAGUGGACAACGAAGCAGACCACCAAGCUUUUAAUUUCCAACGAGAGAUAAUAUUGCUGCCGACAAAACAAUGCACAAAGUGCCCCUUCACGCUAUCAUUACCAGUUGACACUAUGCUAAGAAAAUCAGCUUGCCUGGAUGAGGACCGUUUCUCUUCUUGGGUAGCCAUGAUUUGAAGAGAUACUCUGUGACCUGUGCCACUGGUAAGUGACUAACACUUUUACACACUGAACUGGUCCUGACAACUGAGAUACCUUCUUUGUAACAGAAGAAUAUACAACAUAAUCUUGAAGAAUUGCACAGUGGUGCAGGCCAGAAGCAUACUGUGUGUGUAUUACGGACCAAGAGACAAAUCAGUUUGUAAAGGAUUUUUAAUCUCUUGUUUCUAUUUGCCAGUGUUAGUCAGUAUUUUUCUAGCUUAGCUUUUUACCUUCUUUCUGGUUCUUUAUUCUGUUCUAUUCUCAUGGGCCCCAGAAAUCCCUCUCCUGACCCACUAUCAGAGUCAGAAAGUGAGGAAGAGGAAAACACUAAUUACCUAAAUGAGAGUUCUGGGGAAGAGUGGGAUUCCUCUGAGGAAGAAGACCCCGUGGUGCCCAACUUAACACCUCUUGAGAGUCUUGCCUGGCAGGUUAAGUGUCUUUUAAAAUAUUCUACAACUUGGAAACCUUUAAAUCCUAAUUCUUGGUUAUAUCAUGCUAAACUCUUGGAUCCAAGCACACCAGUCCAUAUACUUCGAGAGAUAGGUCUAAGACUCUCUCACUGUUCCCAUUGUGUACCCAAACUGGAACCAAUUCCUGAAUGGCCCCCUCUGGCCUCUUGUGGCGUCCCACCUUUUCAGAAGCCCAUUAUAAGCCCCAGCCGGCUCUCUAGAGAUCAUGCAUCUCUAAAUGGAGCACUGCAGUUUGCCACCAAACAGUUAGGCCGAACAUUGAGUAGAGCCACGCCCAUACCUGAAUACCUAAAACAGAUCCCCAAUUCAUGUGUUUCCGGUUGUUGCUGUGGCUGGCUAACUAAAACAGUUAAGGAAACAACUCGCACCGAACCCAUCAACACUACCUACUCCUACACUGACUUCCAAAAGGCAGUUAACAAACUCCUAAGUGCAUCACUGUAAAGAUCCAUCAUUUACUCUGAUCAUUUUUACAUUGCUGUUUGAGAGAGGGAUACAAAGUUAAUCCUUACACAGCCCACGUUUGAGGAACUAAUGGCUUCUCAACCGAAACCGUGCCAUCCCUUAAUAAGCCAUAGCUACCAAGUACCCUCCCAUAACUCAGCUCUAGAAAAUGUGUAUUGUGGGCAUCCCCCUGUGAAAAAACAGAACUUCAGUGGAGAAAUACUCCAAUGGGACCAUAUAACAAAAGAUAAGGUGACUAUUCUCUAUACUAAGUUUGCUCCUCAGUUUACUCUGCCUAUUUGAAUGGGCUUUAACUAGAUAUCUAAUUAUUAAUAGGAAGGAAAAAGUAGGUCACCACCUCUUUUGUGGCUCAACUUUAAGAAUAACCACUGUGGGCAGUAGAAAGUUAGCAACCCCCAGUAAUACUUUCCUGAGCAGACUCUGCUCUGAUAUUUAUUUCUAGAUAGUUAGAUUAAAUUGAGUAACUAAAAAAGGAAAAUAACAGGAAUAUUCUCUGAGCUCUGGUGGUGCCAUGGUUAAGAGCUUGGCUGCUAACCAAAAAGGUCAGCAGUUCGAAUCCACCAGCUGCUCCUUGGAAACCCUAUGGAGACAGUUCUGCUUUAUCCUAUAGGGUCGCUAUCAGUUGGACUAGACUCAACGGCACUGGGUUCUUGGUUUUUCCCAGCUUUUAUAUAAAUAUACUUGCAUAUAAGACACUGUAGGGGCUCCUACUUUUUGGUGGGGGAUACAGUUUCAAACCUAACCUACACUAUUCCAGGCCUAUUACAGUACCCAUAAUUACAGCAUAAACAUUCUGUAUCAUAGGUUCCACCAUUGCCUCUGGCUAACUUGACCUGUAAAGUCAUCCCUCGAGAUUAAACAGAUGCUUGUUCUAUAGGGAAUAUGUUUUGUGCAUCUUGAAACCCAGACUUUGGUCAAGAGCAAGUUAUACACAUUCCAAAAGACCAGUGGAAAAGGAUUGAGAAAGCAUUUAUCCUUUCAGUAUUAACCUCUAAAGGGUUAAAAUGUUUCCUCUGUGUAACAUUGCCUGGAGCAGAAGUGUAUGCACUUUGCACAUGCGUUGCAAACUCUUUAGGGACCCUUGUAACUUUAAAGAAACUUACUAUAAAAAAACUUAGCCUAAUGCAACAUUAAGAGUUUUAGCAACAUUGUUCAGUAGUUAAGCUUUAGAUUUUCUUCUACCUGAACAAAGAGUCUUGCUCUGUUUGUAGAUGAGUCAAAACAAAUCAGUAUACAGCAUAUGAACUGCAUGAGACCAUUCAAUCUUUUCACACACCCAACCAUAAAGAUGAAACCUGUGUGUGGCCCUGGUUGACUGGGCAUCUGAAGGGAAUCAGAAAAUGGAUGUUAAAGAUGUAUCAUAUAUCCUCUUCCUUAUUUUAGUUUUGCUUUUUCUGUUCUCCAUAAUUAAGUGCUGUAUCCAAUGUAGCAUAAAAAAUUGAAACAGAGAAUCACAAAUCCUACAACUGUAUAGCAACUUUAAGGAGAAAGAAGAAUGUUUAUAACCUAAUGAGUAUUUCUGCUGAGCCUUAGUUGUCCUGUUUUAAGGAAAAAGAAGGGAAUUGUAAAAGGGAGAAAAAAUAUGUUAGUAGAAAAUUACUGACCAGAACCAUAUCAUACUAUUAGUGUGAGUAAAUGUAUCAAAAACUGUUCUUAUGUAAAUGUUCUGUGAAAUUGGUUUUUAAAAUGUUACAAGCACCAGUUCCCUUUUUUUUUUUUUUUGGUGGGGUAGUAAGAGGUAAAGAGUGGGCCUACAAAUUAAAAUAUGUUGAUGUUAUGUAACCAUAUUACAUUCUGUUUUCUCUGUGUGUGUGUAUAAAAGUGCCUUGCUCAUGAAUACAUUUUGGUCUUCACUCUAGAAGGAAGCAUUUUCCCCAGCUUUGCAACUGAAUAAACCAACAGCUUUGUACAUGCUGAACAGAGUAUGGUCAUUUGUCCUCAAAUAAAAUAGAUCCUGCUUUGCUUAAGGCAUAUUUAACAUUCAUUAAAUGCUGAAUAGAGUUAAUAGAUGUAGUAUCUGUAUGUAUAUAAUAUCUUUGAUGGAAGGGAAAUUGGCAGCUUCAGAGAAGAAGUACAUUUGAAGAAGAGAAUAUCAGAUAUUCAAUCAAGACCUAAAUGUGAACCUGUUUGUAUAAUUCAGAUAAUCCCAGUAAGCACAAAAUGGUAGAUACCUGAGUAAGCCUUAACUUCUGUGCCUUGAAUUUGGAGUUGAGGAGUGAAUUUGCCAUUUUUAUUAUGGCUAUGUGGACCUCUGUUUAAAUGCAGUCACAGUAAUUAUGAUAAAGAGGGACAAAUGUAUCCUCCAUUUGUAGAAAUACUUAUCAAAGGGGUAAAGAAUAGGAAUUCUAAACCAAUGGACAUUCACAACUUAGAUAAAGUUAUUAUCCUCUCUCAAUGCAGGUAGGCAGCCUCUUUUUGUUGAAGAAGUCCAGGUGCUUUAAGCCCUAACCACUUGCCAUCAAGUUGAUUCUGAUUCAUGGCGACACCACGUGUGUCAGAGUAGAACUGUGCUGCUCUGUAUGGUUUUCAGUGGCUGAUUUUUCAAAAGUUGAUUGCCAGGCCUUACUUCUGGGUGGACUCAAACCUUUAACCUUUUGGUUAGCAGCCGAGCAUGUUAACCAUUUGCACCACUUGGGGACUCCACCUGAAGUUCAGAUGAACAUAAUUCUGUCUUUUAAUCUUACCUGCUUCCCCCCCAAAAAAUAUUGAUACAUGGCAGACGGCAGGCAAAUUAUUGGAGCCCUGGUGGCACAGUGGUUAAGACCUUAGCUGCUAACCAAAAAGGUUUGCGGUUUGAAUCCAGCAGCCACUCCUUGGAAACGGUAUGGGGUAGUUCUAUUCUACUGUGCCCUAUAGGGUCACUGUGAGUUGGAAUUGACUUGAUGGCAACAGGUUUGGUUUGGCUUUUGUUUUUUAGGGGAUUUUCUUGCUGUAAUGGUGCUCCCAUUACACCUAGCCAUCUAAAAAAUUUCUCUAUGAGGAAAACAGUGUUUUGAUAUUAGAGUAGAUUGUUAAAGCAAAGAAGUCACUUUGGUUAUUUUUUUAUACAGACACAUAAAUUCUCUUACAUCUUUAAUAGAUGGUUUUCUGCUUCUGGUUCCAGUGUUAGAGAAUUCAAUGUCUUUUAGAGUAGCCUGUUAGUUUUAAACAUCUCUUGUUAGAAAUUUUGUUGUUCACCCGACAACAAUUAUGGAGUACCUGCUAUAGUUCAAGUACUGGGAAAACAACAUUAAAUAAAAUACCACACAUAUGAAGUUAGUUAUAAAACAUAUGGAACCAAUAUACAUUACCCUAGAACUUUUGGCCAUGGACCACAUUUCUCUAGGGUCACAUUAAAUACAUUUAAACCCUAAUCUUUAUACUGGUCUUUGAAAUGUUUGAAAACUGCUUACAGUGAAGGGUUGUAUAAAAUAAUUCAAUAGGGGAGCCAUCCAAGUAUAGUGUAGAAUCAUGUGGCGGGCAUAUUCCAACAGUCAGACCCCAUAAGGGUAGUCAUCCAAGGGAAUAGAUAAAAUAUAUGGGUAUUUUAUAUACAGAUUUGUUAUAUAUGUUAAGUUCACGAGGCAAUGGCACACAAAGAUCAGGGUCAGAUGUGUUUUGUUCACGGCUGGGGUAUAUAGAGGAAAUCUUGGUGGUGUAGUGGCUAAGAACUACGGCUGCUAACCAAAGAUCAGCAGUUCAAAUCUACUAGGUGCUGCUUGGAAACCAUAUGGGGCAGUUCUACUCUGUCCUUAUAGGGGCGCUAAGAGUCUGAAUAGACUCAAUGGCAGUGGGUUUGGGUUUUGAUUUGGGGGUUAGAAAAGCCCAGAAAGCCUGGAUAACUUUUUAGACCAUGACAUCUUUUUGUGCAAGCUGCUAACAUAUAAGUCCACCAAUGAACAAUAUUCAUUGAACUGAGGGAAACUGCGGGAGCCAUACUAACUGAAACCAAUCACCAGGUAUUUCUUCUGUGUCAGCUUACUAUUAGCAGAAGGAAAAUCUCUGUGACAAUUUUAAACAGAGAUUAGUUGAUGGGUACAUGUUUUACAUUGUGCGCAGACUACCAAGCUCUUUUAAUUGGUGGCAGCAAUGGGAUUAUAUACUUUAAAAGUUUUGACGUGAUACCAAGAAAAUGGAAAGGAUAAGGAUACCACAAUGACCCGACACUUGCCACCUACCCAGCUGCCUGUGAACUGUGAGAGCUAUGGCCAGCUCUUACCAAUGCCAUAUGGUAAAUGAAUGCUUGAUGAUAGUAAUUUUUUUAAAGAUCAUUUAAAAUAUCAGCGUAGCAGGCCAACAGUACCGGGGUUGUUGCCUUCUAAACAGUGUUUGAACGAACAGCAAGAUAUGACUAGUGAAACUUUGUAGGAAAAAACUUGAGAUAUCGGUUCAAGAGAUGGUUGAGAGCAUCACGCUCAGUGACAAAUUGUUGAGGAGUGUCAGAGAUCAUGUGCCCAUAUACAUGAUAGCGUGCAGUUGUGGAGUCAGUUAAAAAUGUUAAUGACGGUUUAAGGUUGGAUCAUAAAGCAGUAAAUUGCGUGGAAUUUGGACAAUAUAUUUGUCCAAUUUGGAAAGACAAAGAUGAUCAUAAUAACAUGAUUUGAAAAUGUCUAGGAUCAUUUGGGUAGUUAUGUCCUGUUUCCUGGAGUAGGACAUAGCCAGUAAUCUAGAGGGAUGGUCCGGAUCCUGGUCAUCCUAAUAAGACUAAAAUUGAAUUCCUACUAUAUACAGAAACCAAACUGGUGAGAUAUCAAAUUGGAUUUCAACAGGAAUGCAAUCAAACAGUGUUUAAAAAUGACUUUGCAGUUAGUACAUUAAAGAGCUGCUAGUAUAUUAUUAUUAAGUUUACUGUGUUGGGUCCACUGCUCAGCCUAUGCUUAAGGCUGCUUCUCCAACUGAUGUUUUGCAAUGUAGUAAUUAGGCAAUGGUCCAAUAAAGACAACUUCCUUUGGUAGAUGCCCAAACAAUUGGAAUAGGCCAAGAGUAUGGCCAUCUUCAAUCAAAACAAAAAAAAGAUGCUAGAUUGGCUUGAUGGUUACAGCCCUAAGUUACCAGAAUAGCUUUGAUAGAGUGGCAGAACUCUGGUGACACAGUUAAGGGGCCAGCCACAACCUGGAGAACCAAAUUCUUACAUUAAUUGAAGGAGUGGCAUCAAUGUUGGUCACAGCCAGUGCGUCCCAGGGGGACUUAGUCGCAAAAUGUGUUGUAUGGUGGUGGCCCCUGGCUACCUGCCUGGUAUUGAAGUAGACCUCCAGGGGCUUGAAUGCUUUGGUCCAGAUCGCAGUUUACUUGCUUGAACCCAGCUUUUCUAUGUUUGUCACUUUCUACUUACGACACGUCUUUAAAUGUGUUGCGUUGCCAGAUUUAGCAAAUAAAAAACCAGAAUGCCCAAAUAAACUUAAAUUUCAGGUAAAUAAUGAAAUACGGAACAUACUUAUACUAGAAUACUUACUACUUCCCUGAAAUUUAGCUAGCCACCUGCAUUUUAUCUGGCAACCCUAUAAAUGUGUUAGUAACAUUGAUUAAACUUAGGUUGUAGUCUUGUGGUUGUUCCCCAGGGAAAAGUCUGGUUCUUCCUAUUAUAUGUUGUUUUGUUUUUUAAGCUCCAGGUACUUGAUGUGAGAAGGGAGAGUUAAUACAUAAUUGCCUCAAAGUUACCACUGUUGAGUGGUGGAGGAGGAAGUCCAGUUACAGAUACAAGUUUUUAUAGGACAUACAUAUUUGGCUAAAAUAAUCACAUAUCAUUAAAACAUCUCCAGACAUAUACAUUUUCAAAAUGCAGUCUCAAUGAAUAGGAAGUUUAGGUUUAUUGGUUUUUGUUUUAAACAGUUACUUUAUUACUGCCCCUUACCAUGAAGGGAAAGAUUGAGUGUACUGAUUUAAAAUAUAUAUGUAUUUCAUAGGUAGCACAGUUCGGAUAGGCAUUCUUCAUCACAGGAGAGGUCUAAAAUUUGGAACACUUAUUUUUGCCUUCCAGAGCCCCCAAAGACUCAAGAAUUUGAAGGCAGGCACAAGGUAUCCUAGAAGGUGGGGACGAGAGAAAAGUUUGAAACAAGGGGAUUGGUUGAAAGUUUACUUUUCUCCUCUCUUUGUAGCCAGGUGAUUAUCCCUCUAUCUAGCAAAAGACUGGAGGCUUAUUUUCUGGAGACACUGAACCAAACAGAUCUAGAACUGGGGUCCAGGGGAGGGUGGUGGAGGUAAUGAGGUGCUAUCAUAAAAACAAGAGGAUUAAGAGAAUGUUGGUAUUCUAAAUGCUAGGAGCCUCCGGUUCCUUUCUUCCAUCCAGCUACAGAAUCUGGCAGCCAGACUUACAGCUAGCUCUGGCCAGCCCACAUCCUGUGUGUACUCCCCUUGCCACCCAAAAAGUUUAACAAUGAAAAAAUGGCUUGCCUCUCAAUCAUGUGUCACGGUGAAGCCCAGAGUCCACAGCCUUGGUCAUUCAUGCAUGGCUCUCAGUCACUUGAAAUCACUAUGAAGUUAUAGCCAGGAUUACUAGGCAUUUGAGGAAACCUUCAACACGAAUGAUGAAGAUCAAAACAAAUAAAAGGCCCUGAGAAAAAUGGAAAUAAUACAGGAAAACAAACUCCCCAAACGGAAUAUAUAAUUAAUAUUCUCAGAGUCACAGGAGAACAUAUUGUAUCCACAAAAUGAGAAUAUGAUGCUUUUUUUUUUCAUUUUUUGUGCUUUAAGUGAAAGUUUACAGCUCAAGUUAAUUUCUCAUACAAAAAUUUAUACACACACUGUUGUGUGACCCUAGUUGCAGUCCUUAUAAUGUGACAGCACACUCCUUCCCACCCCAAGUUUCCCAAGUCCAUUCAACCAGCUCCUAUCCCUUUCUGCCUUCUCAUCUCGCCUCGGGACAGGAGCUGCCCAUUAAGUCUCCUGUAACUACUUGAACUAAGAAGCACACUCUUCACAAGUCUUAUUUUAUGUUUCAUAGUCCAGUCUAAUCAUUGUCUGAAGAGUUGGUUUCAGGAAUGGUUUUAGUUCUGAGUUAACAGUCCGGGUUCCUCCUGCCUCAGACCAUUAAGGAUGCUAUUUUUUUAAAUAAAAUAAUAAAGUAUACCCCCAAAACUAUUGCCCUGAAAUAAUCUUCAGACCUUAAGCCAAAAAUAUCACCUGAAGUCUUCUUAAAACCAAACAAUAGUUUAGCUUAAUUAGUAGAAAAUGUCUGUCUUGAGCAUGGUACUCUGAAAAACUGAGAUCAAACUGACAACAGUAACUGGAAAGAUUAGACAGAAAGCUUAGGGGACAUGAGUUUAUGUCAAUGAGGGAGGGACAACUCAGAAGAGGAGGGUGAGAAUGGUUGCACAACUGGAAUAUAAUCCAUGCAGUUGAAUUGUACACGUAGAAACUGUUGAAUUGGUGUAUAUGCUAAUGUGUAUAAUCUCAGCAACAACAAAAAAUAAAUUUAAAAAUAAGUAAUCAUAAAAUGCUGUUGGAAAAAAGUAGAUGUGUUGGAAGAUGAAAAAAUUUCAGAAAGUAGAACAAAAAGAGAAAUGGAAAAUAGGAAAGAACAAAGAAAAUCAGAAGAUCGGGAUGAGAUGCAACGUCUGAUUAAUAGCAGGUUCAAAGUUAGAGAAGAGGGGAAAAAAAAAAUCCCUAAAAAAGACAUGAGUCUGCUGGAUUUAAGGGGUCAUGAGUGCCUAGCGCAGUGAAUUUAAAAACACAAAAGCAUAUCAUCAUGAAAUUUCAGGAUACCAGGUUAAAGAGGGUCCUACAAGCUUCCAAAACAAGCCAGUUGCUGUCCAGUUGAUUCCAACUCCUGGUGACCCCAUGUGUAUCAAGAGUAAAGCUACGCUCCAUAGGGUUUUCAUGGCUGUGACCUUUGAGAAGCAGAUUGCCAGGCCUGUUUUUUGAGGUAUCUCUGUGUGGGUUUGAACCACAAGUUAGUAGCCCAGCGCUUAACCCUUUGCACCACCCAGGGACUCCAAAAAAGCUUCCAAAGGGGGAAAAACAGGUUACUUAAAAAGGGUGUUUUCAGAAUGAUAUUUGGACUUUUUGGUAGUAACAGUGGAUGCUAGACUAUGAAAGCAAGACUUUCAAACUUCAGAGGAAACAUUAUUUCCAACCUAGAAUCCAAGCGUAGGCCUAAGAUAAAUCUUUACACGUGUACAUUCUCAGUUUUUGAUCUCACCAUGUACCC